Meriones unguiculatus (Mongolian gerbil) is the source of this 2473-nucleotide messenger RNA. RefSeq names its product immunoglobulin superfamily member 6 (gene Igsf6). The transcript is spliced from 6 exons. NCBI's taxonomy places the organism in Eukaryota, Metazoa, Chordata, Mammalia, Rodentia, Muridae. Bases 166 to 882 code for a protein of 238 amino acids. The record is from RefSeq and is a predicted model, not a curated record.
UCAACUUUACAUGGUGAAACUUAUUACAAACCAUGCUUACACAAUUUCUAAAAGUUCCUGUUUGUACUUCCUUAAUACGAGUUCCUCUCUUUACUUCUUCCUUUCUGAAAAAGGAGGCGGAAAAGGAAGGUCAUCCUCUUGAGUAUGUGACCAGCACAUGCAGAGAUGGGCCCUGUGAGCACAAGCAACACUGGCCUCCGGCUAGGAAUCAGCCUCAUCCUGUUUCAUGUUGGUGUGGUGGGCACCUGUACCGUCUCUGUACUGCAGCCAGACUACCUAGAGGUAGACUACACUUCUAAAGCUAUCACCAUGGAGUGUACCUUUUCCACAAUUGGAUGUCCUUCAAAGCAACCAAGAAGCCUGUGGUUUCGCUGUGGCACUCAUCAGCCUGAGGUUCUGUGUUUGGAUGGAUGCAAAAAUGAGGCAGACAAGUUCACAGUGAAGGAAACCCUGGACCAGAACCGAGUCUCCCUCACUGUCAACAGGGUGUCUCCAAAUGACAGUGCAGUGUACAUCUGUGGAAUAGCAUUUCCCCAUGAAGUGACACCACGCGCUAAACAGAUUGGAAACGGGACUACACUGGUAGUAAGAGACAGACUUCUCAGCAGGCAGGUGAACAGUCUCCUGAUAGUGCUUUUAGCACUGCUCUCUCUCUACGUCACCGGGGUGUGUGUGAUCUUCAUAGUCCUCUUCAAAUCAAAAUGUAACAGUCCAAGAAGCAGGAAAACCAAAGAAGACUCACAAAAGAAGAGUGCUCGGCGUAUCUUUCGGGAAAUUGCUCAAGAAUUAUACCAUAAGAGACACGUAGAAACAAGUCAACCAACUGAGAGAGAUGACACCUACGAAAACAGAAGAGCACUCCCCAGCACGGGAAGACCGUAGAUGUACUCACUUCUAAACCACUGACAGUGGGACUCCAGCAGCUAGGGCCGUGUGAACGAAUCAAACCAAUCAAAACGACACUGACGAGAGCUGGGAGGAAGCUCGGGUGGCAGAGUGCUUGCCUCAUAGGCUCAAGGCCCUGGGUUUGAUUCACAGCACCACAUCAACUCAGAAAGUGACACAAGCCUGUAAUCCCAACACUGGAAAGGUGGCAUAAGGAAGGUCAGAAGCUCAAGGUGACCCGUGAGUAUAGCACAAAUCUAAGGUCAGAGAUACAUGUUAUCCUGUGUCAAAAACAACAACCACCACCAGAAAAAGAAAAAAAAAAAAAAAGAAAAAAAGAAAAGAGAUAGGACAAAUGGAGCAGACAGCAGCCACACCAGAAGGCUGAGCAUAAGUAGCUGUUACUAACAGUAACUACAAAAUAUGAAAAUCUCAAGAAAAUCCAACUGGAGGACAUUUCUCUAAUUUUCCAGGAACAGUCUAAGGAGCCUGAUUUAAAAAAAAAUCUUACUUGUCGUUUAAAAUUGUUAUCAUGUGUAUCCUAUCAGUUCACCCCAUGAAUUAAACAUGUGAGGCCAAUAACAAGGAGAAGGCUUAAAGUCAACCCACAAUCUCAAGUCUCAGGAAGAGUAAGGAUCUUCCUGAGUUAUGUAAAUGAGGAAACAAUUAGAAUCAAGUGAGAGGGGCAAAAGGAGUGAGAGAGAAGAAGGCCAAGUUUUGAGUAAGAGAAACAUUGUAAAAAGUAUCUUGGAACAAAAACGUGUUUCUUCUGAUACUAUAAUGGAGCGCUGGGAAGUGCACAUUGUCCUGCUGAGGUGUAUAAACAACUUAGGGUGUGCUCCAACAAAAUCAAGACUGCAAGAGACUACAGGAAGAAUACUAACAGAGAAACCCAAGGCAGCUCAGAAAAUGCCUCAGAACAAAUGCAUACAACUCGCUCUAGGUGUCAGUGCGCUGCCGAAGAACUUCCAACGGAGGGAGGCCAGGGGCACGCACUUUUAGGGCCCGAUACAGCAAGGUCCUAACUGUCUCACUAAGAGGUGACACUAGCAAGGCAUGAUGGCGCAUGCCUUUCAAUUCCAGCACUUGGGAGGCAGAGGCAGGUGGAUCUCUGUGAGUUUGAGGCCAGGAUGGUCUAGAGAGCACCUUCUAGGACAGCCAGGGCUGUUUACCAAGAGAAACACUAUCUCAGAAAAGCCAAAAAAAAAAAAAAAAAAGAGGGUGUGACCUGGAUUGUUCUUUGAAUAUCAACAAGCACACACUGCUCACUAACAAUCAUAGUGUAUUAUCUCAGUACAGUCGCUUCUAAACAGGUACUAAAUGGCACACAUUCUUCUUAAAACACUGAUACAAUCUUCACAUACUUCAAAGUCUCUUUGGAAGAGCGUGACAAUGGUGGCUCAAAUCAGUGCUAUCCUGAUAACCUGUGUCCCAAAAACUGGAGAGGAAGGAGCAGUAAGCUCAUUUUAUUUGUACACAUGUAUACACACACAGGGACACAUGUACUGUGUGUAGUAUAUACAUGUGCAUAUGUAUGUCUUCAAUUUAGACACGCAAAAGGAAUAAAACAGUGGCAUACCUAGCAGUA